GACACAACUUCGUACUGUAGGUCUGGAGAACACCAAGGGGGAGGAUCUUAUUUCACUCCCCUGUGCACAGCCUGAGCAUACAUCAGACCUUGAGGUGCUCAGAGUCAGACAAGAGUAAAGAGGCGUGUGAUGGUUCUGCCUUAGUACUUGUACAGGCAGGAGUGUUUCCAGUACUUCUUUGUACAACUCACUGAGGGAAUGGGAAACUGUUUUAUAGCUCUGGAAACAUAAGCACAGUAAGAAUGUCUGAGGCUAUCCGGUGCACUCUCGUGAACUGUAGUUGUCAGUGUUUCAAACCUGGGAAAAUAAAUCAGCGACAAUGUGACCAAUGCCGGCAUGGAUGGGUAGCACAUGCCCUGAGCAAACUAAGGAUUCCAAACCUCUACCCAUCAAGCCAAGUAGAAAUAGUUCAAUCCAAUGUUGUCUUUGAUAUCAGUAGCCUCAUGUUGUACGGAACCCAAGCCAUUCCUGUGCGCCUUAAAAUUCUGCUCGAUCGGCUUUUCAGUGUUCUGAAGCAGGAAGAGGUGAUACAGAUUCUCCAUGCUCUGGAUUGGACACUGCAAGAUUAUAUACGUGGAUAUGUGCUACAGGAUGCUUCAGGAAAGGUGCUGGAUCACUGGAGCAUAAUGACCACUGAAGAAGAACUGGCUACUUUGCAGCAGUUCCUUCGCUUUGGAGAAACGAAGUCCAUUGUAGAGUUAAUGGCAAUUCAAGAGAAAGAAGGGCAGUCGAUCAUAAUACCACCACCAACUGCCAAUUUGGAUAUUAGGGCAUUCAUUGAGAGCUGCAACCCACACAGUCCUAAUUUUUCUGCUUCCUUGGACAAAAUGAGUCCCACCAACAUUCAUCCUUUUGAGAAUCUUGUAAAUAACAUGGCUUUCAUGCUGCCGUUUCAGUUUUUCAGCCCAGUGCCUCCACCUUUGAUAGGUUCACCACCAGAAAGACAUUUGAUUGAGCAAGGUCAAGAGCAUAGCAACGAAACCAAACAAGAUCUUCAGAUACCAUUUUCUGAAAGCAGUUUCUUAACUUCUAGUUCUGCACCAUUUCAAGUGGAAAAUGAGAGGAGCAUAAAUGGUCCAGAUAUCACUAAAACAGAAGAUGAUGCCCUUUUAAGUGAUUCCAGUUCACACAAUACAGCAGCCAAGCUUGAAAUGACAGCACUAUCUCCAGAAAACAAAAUGAAAUCUGUUGAAAAAAAUGCUGGGCCUAGGAAAGGGCGUGUCUUCUGCACUGCAUGUGAAAAAACAUUUUAUGAUAAAGGUACUUUGAAAAUACAUUACAAUGCUGUUCAUCUGAAGAUAAAGCACAAAUGCACCAUUGAGGGCUGCAAUAUGGUGUUCAGCUCUUUGCGUAGUCGAAAUCGUCAUAGUGCGAAUCCUAACCCCAGACUCCAUAUGCCAAUGAACAGAAAUAACAGGGAUAAGGAUCUAAGAAAUGGUUUGACCAUUGCUGGACCUGGAGAUAGUAAAAGGACAGAAUUCACAAUUUUAACUCCAGAUAGCAGAACUAUUUCCAGCUAUGCCAGCUCUUGUACAGAUUCCAAAGGCCAGGCUGGAUUUUCCAGUAUUGGACAUAAUGGUGUCCUCUUUCCAAACCUGAAGACAGUACAGCCUGUUCUUCCUUUCUACCGUAGUCCAGUCACACCAGCUGAGCUUGCCAAUACUCCAGGUACUCUUCCUUCUCUGCCUCUUGUUUCUUCGUCCAUACCAGAGCAGCUUGUUUCCAAUGAAUUGCCAUUUGACAUGCUCCCCAAGAAGAAGUCUCGUAAGUCCAGUAUGCCCAUUAAGAUAGAGAAAGAAGCUGUUGAGACACCCAAUGAAAGUAGCGAUGUUGCCAGCUCUGAAGAUGAGUCACGCCUGCAGGGGGUAAGCGAUGGAGAGCUUGAGACCUGUGAGCAUAAGAUAGAGAAGCGGGUGACCGACAGGGUGGAAAAGCACCCCCAUUCAGGUAAUUCAUGGAAAUCUCUCUCUGGGGUAGAGGGCCCAAAGUAUUUUGAAUCUGUCUUUGCACCAAAUAACAAAUACAUCGAGGAUAUCUCUGAGAAUGAAUUGCAACACUGUGAGAAAGAGGUUAAACCAGAAGAAAACCAACCAUUAAAAAUAGUUUCCCAUGAGAUAAUGUAUGAAGAUCCAAAACACCACCACAGUGAUGUUAUAAAACCAAUGACUGAACCCCCCAUGUAUAUUAAAGAGCAGUCAAAGCACGGGAUUCCUAAAAAUGACUGCCCUGAAUUGCAACACCACUUGCUGACCGGGGGCUUUUUCAGCACUUUGUCAAACAGGGGUGCUGCCAUUCCUUGUUUUGAAGACUCUAAAGAUAUGGAUCAUGUCAGUCAACAUGCACUAGGGAUUCAGAAGGAAGAAAGCCGCUUUCAUUGUGACAUCUGUAAGAAGACUUUUAAAAACCCUUACAGUGUAAAAAUGCAUUUCAAAAAUGUACAUCUCAAAGAAAUGCAUAUUUGCACAGUUGAGGGCUGUAAUGCUGCUUUCCCUUCUCGUAGAAGUCGAGACAGACAUAGUUCAAACCUAAAUCUUCAUCAUAAACUUCUGACUAAAGAUACACUGGAAUUCAACAACCAUUUCAAUGCAACAUACCUCUUGAAAGACAUGGCUAAGGAGUUUUGCCAAGAUGUCUCUUUAAAACAACACGUUGGACGUACUUCUGUAAUCUUCAAAGGAGUGAACAGAACAGGCAGCUACAUUUUUCCAAUGAGCAAAAUUGCAGAACCCUGUUCUGAGAGUUAUGGAUACGAUCCAUUAAAUGAUGGAGCUGUUCUGGAUCUAAGCACUACUUCCAGCGUUAAAUCUGAGAGCAGUGCUCAUUCUUCUUGGGAUUCUGACGGAGGAAGUGAGAUAUGCACCAUGCCCUUGGAUGAUAGUGAUGAAAGCUGUGAAGGACCCAGCCUAAUGCCCAAUGAUGAACUCUACCAAGACUGUUCUCUAAUUGAGAAAGCUAAUCAAAACUUUAUAAACUUGCCUUCCAGUUUGCCAAUAACUUGUCACAUAUGUCAGAAAACAUACAGUAAUAAAGGAACUUUCAGGGCUCAUUACAAAACUGUGCAUCUCCGCCAGCUCCACAAAUGCAAAAUCCCAGGUUGCAACACAAUGUUUUCAUCUGUUCGCAGUCGGAACAGGCACAGUCAAAACCCCAAUCUGCACAAAAGUCUGGCUGGGUCACCAACUAGCUUACAGUAAGAUCAGACUGAUCUAAUUUAUUUCUGCUAAGAAUUAAUCAUUUCAAUUAAGGAAUGUGUUAACAUUAGUUUUAUUUAAGCUCAUUUGACUUCUAGCUCACUCAACAACCACAGUCAAAUUCUUUUCUCCUGUGUGCUCUCCAGCAGUUUCAGUUAGCAAAGCUUGGUGCUGUAGUUUUUGUGCAAUUGUUUGAUGUUGAACAGCUAAAACUUCUGUGAGGAAAAGAAGACAUCUUAGAAAGGGGGGUAGUAGGGAGACAUUAAUUUAAGUGUUUCUGAUACCUGUGAAGUAUUACUUGCCACAAUAGGAGCUUCAAAUGAGAACCAUCAUUGCUUGUGUUUACAUGUUAAAUGGAUUGUUGUGUUGUGUAAGAAAUGAGUAAUGAUUGGGAUGAGUUUCCUCUGGUUGGAUUGAGAAUUUUGAGGCUACCAUUUAAUUCCUGAGACCUUAGUCUGAAGCUGACUUGCAGUGUUAGUGGGACAGAGUAUAUGUACCUAACUAUAUCCCAAAAUCCAAAGGAGAAAAUACAAAUUUGGGAAAACUGCAUAAAGUCCAAAUCUUCUGAAAAUCCUGCAGUCCUUACUCUUUAAGUUUGCAUUUCACUUCAGUAAAUAUUACAGUAUUUUGGAUUUCUUAGAAUUUAAUACCAUUUGCUUUGCAGGAAAAGGGGCUAUUUAACUUGUUGGCAGAAUAGCCUGAAUAAAUCUGAGACAUUCUGAUAAAUUGUAGUGGUAGAAAGAAUUAAUAGGUUAAGCUAAAAUUUCUAAACUGUUGCAAAUGCAUCCAUAAAAUAAGGGGGAAAGUAAGCCCUUUAAUUUAAAAUGCACUUUUUGAGUUCUACUUUCAGAAAGAGAAGUUUUGUUAAAAAUAGGAGGGGAAAAAAAAAAGGAAAAAAUCCCCAACCAAAUAUCCAAACUUCUUAGGAGUUUGAGGGUGCAGUUCUAAGCCUCUGAGAGAAAGUGAUUAAAUGGAUGCAGUAGAUAGAUACAUCUUUGAUGCAGCAGUUAUUUUCUCUUACCAGUGGGGGAUAACAUGUGUUGAUCUUUGUAACAAUGGAAGAAUGCUUAUUCUCAUUCACACCUCUUUUAAUAAGAACUUUGUUCAAUAUCUGUUAAAAUGUUUCAUAUCUUUGAGGUUGCCCCAGUAAUUAACAGUAUUCUGCAUUACAUUCUAUGCACUUAAGAAGACUGGCCUUGCAUUGUAUUUAAAAACACUUUAAUAUUUAAUUUGUAGUCACAUCAUACAAAUGCUGUGUGUGUACUUGUGGUGUGUCCUUUUUCAAUCAUUUGCAAAGAGGAAAAGAAAUAAGAAAGCAAGUCUUUUACAGUCCCUUUUUUACUUUAUUCCACCAGUGGAAUUCUGUUGAUCAAUUCUAGUAUGCAAGCAUGACAUUGACAGCACAAUCUGUACAUAUUAUACCAAAGUGCUUACAGUAUUUGUGGUUUCUAGAACUAGCCUAGUUUUCCAGUAUAACUGGAUCUUAGUCUUUAUUCAUUUUUGUGACUGAAUAAAAAUAGACUGAAAUUCAGGAUUUGAUAUGUAUGUAGAAAGAAUAGUACAAUGCUAUUGCCAUAUGUCUUGAUGUUUAACUUAUUCUAAAAAAUACUAUGGUAUUGUAACCAUUUCAUAUUGUAUAAAAGAAACAAAUGUGGACUGAUUAUUUCACCAAUUCUUUUGAAAACUGGUUUGUGUGUGAGUAUGGGUUAUGCAAGGAAAAAAACAUGACACAGUUGUAAAUGUUUGUGCUCACUAGAAAUGGUUUCCAUGCGUUCUGUAAAGUAAUCUUCUAUUUUUUUAAUUUACUGUAGGUUUAUGUGAUAUUUAAAAUAAUCCAUUUGUGCUUGAAGCCGUCAGGAAAAAAAUAUUAGCCUGCGGAACAUUGUGCCAUUUCUUUGAGGUUUUGUGUUCUGGGGGAAUCGGUGUUUUGGUUUUUUUGGGGCGAGUAGAGUGGUGUUUGUUUUGUUGAGGUUUUUCAUUGUUGUUUUCUUUGGAUUUUUAGUAGAAACUCAUAUCAGUGGGGGUCAUAGUUUGAAAGCUAAGGGCACAAUCACAGGAGACACAAUUGCUCCCAGCCUUUUGAUAGUAUAAAUCAAUUAUUUGUUAUCCAGCUAUUUCAAGCUCUUUUUUUUAUACAUAUAUAUAUACAUAUAUAUAUAAACCUCUUUGUUUAAUCAUUAACUGGUUUUUUGAAACAAAAUGUGAUGUAAACAAAUGUAAUGCCCAUUUAUUUAGUUUUCACUGUGUCAAAAAAAAGAAACACAUUUGUAUACCCUAAUAAUUUUGUAUGUGUUAAUAAAAUCCAAUAAUAAUGCCUCUGGUUGAUUCAGAAAAGUAGGCUUUUUUGCUUUAAAAUACUGCUAUUCUUAAUUUUUAUUAAAAAAAAAAACAAUUUCUGAGAACACAUUCUGUCUGUAGAGAGCACUGGUUUGACAAUGAUACUAACUUAUUCCAUAAUAAGGAAGUGUCAUUAUAUUAAUGAGCCAUUAGAUGUAAUGCAAUAAAUGUUGUCAGAUAUUUUAUUGGUUUUUUUUUUCUUUGUGCAGUAGGCAA
This is a messenger RNA of Camarhynchus parvulus, 5744 nucleotides long. RefSeq names its product basonuclin 1 (gene BNC1). The coding region runs from base 243 to 3194 and encodes 983 amino acids. The transcript has 5 exons. Gene Ontology annotation, cellular component: nucleus. The record is from RefSeq and is a predicted model, not a curated record. Gene Ontology annotation, biological process: regulation of transcription by RNA polymerase I. NCBI's taxonomy places the organism in Eukaryota, Metazoa, Chordata, Aves, Passeriformes, Thraupidae.